AUGUCUACCAUUGUGCUAUUUCAAAUAAAACGUCAGGUAUUCGAUUUUUCAAAAUCAUUGCCUCAUCUGUGUUUUUUGGUAAGGGAAUAAUUUGUGUGACUGUCGUGCAUGAAAUUCAGUCCGGAGGCUGUACUCAAUAGGCCGAGGAAAGUUCUCGGUUAACUUCAUUAAUUUUUAGGAUCGUGGCGCCCUGUUUGAAUAAGUGCUAGCAAUGCUAGGCUCUUAUCAAUAGACACUUACUUAACUUACUCAUCGAGAGGAAUGCAAUUAUUAGUGGGAAACCCCCAAGAAACUCAAAACUAAGAAUGUUGGGUCCAAAAUUUAAUUUUGAAAUGCUAAUGACAUACCUGUCAAAGUUAUCAAAGCUGCUUCAAGCUGACCGCGAAAAGACAGAAUCCUGUUCAAAUAUGAAUUGUGAAAACAAUGUGAUAUACAUAAGGUUUCUCAUGCGUUUUGAACCAGCGACACGUCAAUAGAUAAUGAAAGCAUUCAUUGUGAUAAUAACACGAACUGUUUUUAUUAACUCGGCAAAUGUUUCACACAAUGUACCUGCAUCUUUGCAAUACCUUCCAGUCUAAGAUCGACAGAUUACCACAUUUAAAUUCGACAAAAUACCUGGAUAUAUAUAUAUACGACAGCGAAAGGGACUUGAUUCUUUGGAUUCCAUAAUGAUUUCUAUUAAGCACCCUCGUUCUAUUACGCGCCUCCUCUCUCGAAUUUAUUUUUGUCGAUAAGCACUCAUAUUGAGUAAGUACCCUCAUUCCAAUAAUCGUGUCCUGCACAAACAAGCGCCCUGCUUCGAGUAAGCGGUAUCCGGUCGUUUCGUAACCAGUGGUUUCAUGCCCAAAUUUAGUUUAAUUUACUCCUCCUGGUUGCAAUUGUCCUGGUGCUGAAGAUAUGUUAGGUGUGUGCUCUACUCCUCCAAUCCGCAAAUCUCCCUGAUGAUUGGAUGGCUCUCUGUUACAAGCCGUAGGAUCAUCACCUUAUGUCGGCUGGUUUUCAAACACUGUACCGAUCUUCUUCCAGUCGUCGAUUCCAUUUUCGAAAUCGAACCUGCAAGAAACUUUUAAAAACAAAAGGAAAAAAAAAUUCCGUCACGUUUCAAACGAAGCCUUUACUCCAAAUUCCUUCAACGAACUAUCAAAAAAUUUCCAAAGACCGACAAGCACAAAAAAGGAGAACAGAAGAAAAAGAAAAAACAAACAAGUAGAAAUAAGACAGAACACAAAAAGCAAACAUACCCACAAACACCAAGAAAAAAUUAAAUGGAUAAACUGUCAUUAAUCACACCGUAUUUCUGUUCCUUUUUUGCGCUGAUACUUUCAGCAAAAGUAUUAAUAGUUGGUUUUUAAUCAUCUGACACUCAUCAAUAAAUCGACUUUCCCUUUUACAGUUAAAGAGACAAGAUAAACUGAAUAAUAUUAAUUAAUUUAUAGGUAAGUAACUAAAUAUGAAGAUGAUAACGUAAAAAAGGCAUGUUUUUCCUAACGGUUUCACAGUGGCACAUAAGCUUAAAAAGGAGACUUGAACCUAGACUUGGUAAAACAAUUUUUUUAAAUUUUUUCUUUCGUUUUACUAUGUUACUACAAGCUAAAGGGAAAAAACAGCAGCAGUUGUAAUCGCGUGAAAGUAAAUUAUUGAGUCAUAAAUAAAAAUAGGCCACAGGGAAUCUGUAAACUGAAGAAAUGAGCCCUGCAAUGCAAUGCCAUGUAACAUUGCACAAUCACUAUUUCAGCUUCAAGCAAUCUCUAUGAGUAUGCCCUUGUUCAAAUAAGAUCCUCUAGGUUCAUCAUGGUACUUUCAUGUCACCAAGCUUUUCAUGCAAUAUCAUACAAAGAAUCUGAAAUUCCAUCUAUUAUGUCGGCGCAUAAUUGCCUUCUUAAAAAAAGAAAAAAACAAGCAUUUGAAGUCAGAGGACAUAGUCUGCUCGCCGCCUGUGGCUAUUUUAUAAAGAAAAUAGAAUAUCUGUCUCCUUUUUAGGCUUAAAGCACUAUCUGUUGAAAUCCAUUGAUGCCUAUUUCUGAAAUAGGUAUCCAAGUAAAGUCUCGACAAAAAUGAAAGCAGCACAAAUCCACUCUAAAGUUGACUAACCGGGAAAAAAUGAUGACAUGAUGCCUUUUCGUGAGGUAAAUUUCUUGUUAUUCUGUUGAUUCGUGUAGUUUUUAAAUUGUUCUAGUAAUUGUUAUCUUUCCUUAACAGUUAAAAUCUAGUGACCACCAUGCAUAUCAUCCCGUAAGCUCGAUAGAGGUUGGCAUAUAAAGUGGAACACAAGUGAAAGUUUAAAUUUUGGGACAAUUUUCUCUUUAAAUCCAAUUGAAUGUAUCCCCAGAGUUCUGUAGCGACGACUGAAGAAAUCAGGUUUAUAUCUCUUACCUCAUCGUUGUGCAAUUUAGUCAUCUUUUAUUCAAGGGAUUUAACCCUGGCCGAGAUUUCAUCGUUCUCGUGGGCUACAGGAGGAAAAGAAAAAUGAACAAAUGAAAAAUAUUUCCAAACGCUUCUAAGCGUAUACGGUGCAUAGUGUGAUUUAUACCUAAAAAAAUAAAUAGUGGAAUCAUUAUUUUCUCUGAAUACUCAGCUAUUUUAAAAAAACCUUUAAGUGUUUUGAAGAAGCUCCGGCACUUUUAUUGGCUGCACAAUUUUCCCCAUAAUUUGAGAUAAAAAGAUGUCAUUAAAAUUAUGAAUAGCAGUAGAAAACGACAGCUUCAUAAUUUCUUGAUAGUUUGAACACUGCAGCAUAAAACAAUCGGACCACAAGCUGUGCCUCAUCAAAUUACCACAAUUUUCCGCCUUGUCUUCUCUGCAUUGCGUGACUUAUAGAAGACGUUAUAAUAAUGGCAGAUGUUGAUAAGGAUGCUGUGAUAUCGGGCUUUGAGUACGAGUUUGUUUCGACCGUUUUUGAAGAAUUUCACUGUUUGAUUUGUCAACUACCUUUGCGAGAACCAGUACUCACGAGGUGUGGGCACAGAUAUUGCAAGAAAUGUCUUAACGAGGCCAUGAAGAGGUAAGGAACUUUGUCAGACAUUUCAACGUUAGUGAAAUGUUGUUCUUUCGAUUGGACUCACUAAGUAAAUUUCAAAGUCCAUCUCUCAGAACUUGCUAAUUCAUUUAAAAGGAGUUUUAGAGUUUCUGGCAAGACUCAUAUUCAGAAUAAAUCGCUCUGGUACAUACACGGAUUCUGACGAUUGCGUUGUAUGUACAUGUCGAGACGGAAAAUCUAUCUAAUGUUGUUUCCGGUUUUAUUUCUUGGAUUAUUCCAUCGUUGUGGAUACCGCAAAUGAUCAGCAGUGGAGAAUUAACUUCUUCGGCUUAGAAUGCGGUUUUAAACGCUACUAAAGUGUGAUAUGUUUAAUCGAAAGCGACAGAAAUUUCUUCAAUCGUACAUGAUCGCUUUUUUCCUUCAAGGGCAGCUUUUCAUCGGUUUAAUCCGAUUACCAAGGCGGUGUCCUCACUAAUCUAACUCUUGUUUUUAUUCUCGCGAAUUUUUUUAUUACAGACAACAAGUUCCUGAAUGUCCUGUUGACAGGGAAAGAUUGGACCGAGAGAAGGUGAUCAAUGUGGCUCAUUGUAGAAUUUAUCGAGGAAGAAUAAGAAACAAAUUUGGCAGACACAUGCGGCCUAAAGAACAGCAUGACGUCUUGAAGGACUGUUGUGAUUAUUUUCGAGACAGUUUUAAUAAAUAAAACAACAGGGAUGAGACGCAUGGGUGAUUUACAUAGCACGCGAUUAAAUGGAAAUGAUGUCACGCAAUGCCCAUCACCACAAAUACAUAAGGACAAAAACCAAGGUUCCAUUUUAAAACUCCAGGAUAAAAAUACCUUAAAUUUAAUUGCCUACUGCAUUAUUCUAUAGCAUUAUCUAAGAGAAGAUGUAGUGGCACAGUUCUUGCAAACAUGUCGUAGUCGCUCAGGCAGAUGUUAGAAUUCACAACUCAAAUGUCUUAGUUCAGUGACAUCAUGGGUGGCCGGCUCGUCUCGGUUUGGUUAUGUAAAAUGUUAAUAUGGAGGUGGGCGAAGGAAAUGGCGCGGGUAAAGUUCAUAUAGAACAAGUUACCGGGGAAAAUGAUUAAUGAUCAUACUGAAAAUAUUGAUGCUGAUCCCCUCAGUGUUUUGUUUGAAACUUUCAUGCGUAAACAUUCAAUGUGUAUAAAUCAAACUGAGUGAUGCAAUGAUAACCGAGUACAUCGACUCAGCAUUGUCGACCGUACUUCAAUCGUUAAAAAGACGACGAAUAGUAAAAACAUUAAAUUUCUCAAAUGGCUAAUCAGUUAAAAGUUUAGUUUCUGUGCAUCUCUUUGUGGCUAGAAUUUUUUUCCAACGGGUGAUUCACAUUAAAUGGAGGUUAUUGUUAUCGUUUGUUAUUUUUAUUAUAAUUUCUAAAACUUAUUUCUCCCAAGCGUCAAGUACAUUGACAUUUCUUACAUCAUUGAAAUAAGGUUGUUAUAAGUCGCCAAUUUUAUGUUGUCCGAUAUAAUUUUGUGACAACGCAGGUCAAACAGGUUUGUCUCGGUUUUCCAGAAGUAAAUUGAUGAGUCAUUGUGUUUCUGCUUAUCUCGUACCUUUUAAAAAUAAUUUUACUUUUCCAUCUAGGACAUAUUUCCCGAUAAGGCGACAGAAAGAAGUAUUUUGUCUUGCCAUGUGAGAUGUCCAAGCAUAGGAUGCGAGUGGACUGGGGAGACCAGAGAUGCCGAGGUGAGAAAAGAGCUUAUUAGCUGCGAAGGACAAGUGGUGCCCGCGUAUCGCCUAGGAAUUGACGUGAAUAGUGAAGUGAAUUAAAUACAAGCCACCCUCCACCCCCUCUAAGAUUAUUUUCUCACAGUAGCUGUCCAUUUUCGUGUUCGUUGACCAAUUCGUAGAAAUUGGUCAUUAAGUCCAAGAGAUGUUUGGGAAAACUUAUCUCUGGUUCAAGUUAUCUGUACGAUGUAACAGCUUACAAAGUGUUGGAAUUUAGCAAAUACAAGAUAUACUAUUAAGCAAAAAUUCUAUGUUAGACCAAUUUUUGCAUGCAAACUUUUUCAUAUAAGAGGUGAAUAGAAAACAGUAUUAAGAGGUAAAAAAUUAUGGAGCAAAAAUGUCUUUAAAAGAAACAUCAUCUUGAAUGACGUCGUGAGCCGUCCUCUGCGGUUUCAACGUGCAAAAGCCAUAAUUUUCAUCUAAGCUUGUAUCUGAGACAUGAGAUCGACUCUAUUCUGCUGGCCAAGGUUCCUGUUCUAAAAGUGCUCUAAACGCGUCCAUUUUAUGGCAAGAAAGCUCUAAUAAGUCUUGGUCAUUCGUUGGAAGGGUUUGUAUUUUUCCUGAACCCAUUAAUUACUUAAAGAUACUGAGCUAUGAUCAACUUCGGCGAAGAAUAAUGUGGGAUCAUUCAUGGAUUUCCUUCUGCAGACUCAUUUACAGACCUGCGCUUGCAGGAUGACUCCCUGUCCGAAUCCUCACUGUGAUGUCACCAUGGAGAAGAGACUUGUGGAUGACCAUGUGACCAAUACCUGUCAAUGGAGAAUGGUGCAGUGUGGAUACUGUGGUGAAAACCACGCAAAAUGUGAUGAAGAGGUAAUUAUACAGUAUUCCAGUAGCGACAGAAGCGGUAACACUGUAGUUGAAACCCUGAAUAACAAGAAGAUAUAUAUUGUCCAUCUUUUUUGAUAGAAACACGCUGCAGAAUGUCGAAGACGUCCCGCCGAUUGUUCUAAUGGUUGUGGUGAGGUUCUUGCAAAGGAAGAGGUAAGAGACAUUUUAUAUUACUUUCUCCCCCAAACAAGUUUUUUCUAUGUAACUUAACUUGUGUUCAAACCAUCUGGAGGUAGCGGGUAAUCUGAACGAAAUAUCGGGUUCAUUGAUACAAAAAAAAAAACCAAAAAAAAACCCAAGAAAGGAAAAACGUCAGUGUGUAAGAAUCGAAUGAACACUUGAAUGACAAUUUCCAUCUCAGGAUCUCUUUUAAAAGCGAUAUUAUAUAAUACAGGAUUCCCAAAAAAUUCCUACCAAUUUUUCGUUAAUUCCCCCGUUUAGAUGAUGGCUCAUCAGGACGUUGUUUGCUCUCACACUGUUGUGAGCUGCCAGUAUGAUUAUUUGGGAUGUGACAGUAAGGUAGGUUGGCAAUACAUUUAAUUAUAACGGAUAAUAGUAAAUACGUUUUUCAGUUUUUUCAGAAAUACUUGAUAUUCUUUACUGACCAACUGACUUUCCUUUCUAAGAUUAUCAAAUCGCUAAAACAAUAGAAAUAAAUGAGAAAAAUUUAUUCGCAGUACAUCUCGAAAUAAAAUUCAACUUUCUUGGAGUAUUUUGGUAAAAUUUAGUGACAAUGUAGCAGACGGUUACACACCGAUGUCACCGGCUUUUGGGAGUGUUUUAAUUACAGUCACAACAAUACCAAAAAAUGUCUUCGAGAUUCCCAACUGAAGUUUUACAUAAGAGUGUACAAAGGCAACGAGUUUGAACUUCCUUCGUAAGACGUUGGCAGAAUUCAAAUAUUCGGAAGGGAUUGGUUACGUUAAUCGUCUAUCUGUAAUAUUGCUUCGGAAAGUUGUCAAACUGUCGCCAACUUAAUUAUCAAGGAAAUUGCAAUUGCAUCAUAGCAAGGGUAGCAAAGGUUAAUGUUGGUUAUCAUCAACAUCAUCGUUACCAUCAUCGCCAUUAUUCAUUCAUUCAUUCAUUUAUAUAUUCAUUCUAAAAUUUUUUCAAAUAAUUCUGUGUCCAUUAUUUUAGAUUAAAAGAUGCGACGUAGAAGAUCAUCUAGAGCAAAACCUCCGAUGUCAUUUUGAGCUGUCCGUUAAAAAACUUGCUGAUGUGCAAGACGAAACCAGAAUAUUGAGGCAGGAAAUGGAGAAAAUAAAGCUGGAUUACCGAAAAAUGGAGUCCAAGCUCACUGGAAUAGAUAGGGAAAUCACUGAAGUAAAACUAAAGCACAAAGAAAUGGAAACCUUCGCUCCCUUUAUAUGGAAAGUGACCGAGUUUUGGGAGCGAGUGAAUAAGGCGAGGAAAGACAAAGAGAUUCGGGUCGAAAGUGAUCCCUUCUAUGUCGGUCCUCAAGGGUACAAAGUGAAACUCGCAAUGUAUCCUAAUGGCACCAAAGAGGCCAAGAACGCUUAUAUCUCGCUAUAUAUUGCACUGAUGAAAGGGAAAUACGACCCCAUAUUACCUUGGCCUUUCCUAAAUAAAGUGACGCUUUCGGUUCUCGACCAAAACCCUAAUGUGAUGCAAAGGCACAAUUUUGUCAAGUCCUUUGUUCCCGAGGCUUCAUGGAAGAGCAUGAAACGCCCAGAGGGUGAGGAAAAUGAGAGACGAGGUUUUGGAAGGUUUCUUUCCCAUGAUAAACUGAGAUCAGGGUUUUAUCUUGUGGACGAUAUUCUAUUUAUUAAGUUCGAAAUAGGCCCAGCAGAUGCAUCGUAUUUUGGCUAAAAUAAAAUAUUUGGAGAAAAUGUAACUUGUAUGUGACAUCGUUGUUCAAUAAAAGUUAACUUUGCCA
Pocillopora meandrina is the source of this 7458-nucleotide messenger RNA. NCBI's taxonomy places the organism in Eukaryota, Metazoa, Cnidaria, Anthozoa, Scleractinia, Pocilloporidae. The record is from the annotation of a GenBank genome assembly.